Messenger RNA from Xyrauchen texanus (razorback sucker), 1757 nucleotides. Its product is annotated as UI-like. The record is from RefSeq and is a predicted model, not a curated record. Gene Ontology annotation, cellular component: extracellular region. NCBI's taxonomy places the organism in Eukaryota, Metazoa, Chordata, Actinopteri, Cypriniformes, Catostomidae. The transcript has a single exon. The coding region runs from base 94 to 540 and encodes 148 amino acids. Gene Ontology annotation, molecular function: hormone activity.
AUGAAACUUUUAAUCAGAUUCGAAAAUGAGCUGCUUUAGAUUGGUGUGUUUUGUUUUGUUUUUCUUCUCAAAAACCGAACGGGUGUGUCCAGUAUGAAGCCUGUCCCUUUGGUCCUGCUCAUAACUUCAGUGUUACUGACCACUCACAUCCCGCUGAGUAUCUGUCGACCCCGUGAUCUGAGCAUCUUAGACGGACACGGGUACGCAACCAACCAACUCGACGAUGUGAUCUUAAACCGGGCUGGAGACAGCCAUGUGUCCUACGACCUCGUAGGUGAAAAUAUCCUGCAGUAUUUGCAAAGAAAUGUCGGACCGCAGAAAGCCGGUGUUUUGCCCUUUCCCGCGGUAUAUGUGCGCUCUCCGGUCCAGGACAACAACUUAGAGGAGCUCGUAGAGUUUUCCAAAAGGAACGCCGAUCCACCGAUCUCCAUUGAUCUCACCUUCCACCUGCUGAGAAACAUGAUCGAAAUGGCACGGAACGAGAAUCAAAGAGAACAGGCGCGACUGAACCGCAAAUAUCUUGAUGAGGUUGGGAAGUAGUUGUAGUACAAUGAUGGCAAAUGGUUUCAAACGAAGAGGAAAGAACAAGCUCAAUGCACUUUACAGAUCCCCAACUCUUGCUUUCUUUUUGAAACUCUCUUUAAAGCUUGACAUGACACCCACCGAUGCCAGGUAAAAGCCUUCUUCUGCUCGACCUACACUCUUAAAAAUAAAGGUUCCUCACUGGUUCUUUGCAGCACCAUGCACUUAGCAAAGAACUCUCAAGAACCAUUGUAUGGGGCAUGGGGUUCCUGAGUUGAAAAUGUAAAGAAGUUUUUGAAGAUACAUUAUAGGUUCUACAGAUCAGUGUAUGGGUUUCUGGGUUCUAGAACAGAACUAGAGAAGUCAAAGUUCUUAGCGGAAUUUUAAAAGGUUCUAUCUGAAACCUUUAUUAUUAAGAGUGGAAUCUGAAGAGCUUCUGGGGACCUGCUGUGGUCUCCAACAACUCUGGACCAUUUCAAGGAACCACAUGGAAGAGCCACGACAGAACUUCCAUUAGAAUGGACCUCUACUCAACUCUGCCCAGGGGCCUACAUUUAGAUUCAUUCAAUCUAAAUGAAUCAAUCUACAAUUGUAAUGCACAAACAUCCUUUUAGUGUUUACAUUUGUUUGCCACUCAAUAAGUGUUAUGAUUGCCAAAGGUCUCAAGCAUUACUAUAACAUUACAAAUGCUAGUAUUACUAAUUAGUAUUAAGUUACCAUUCAAUAUAAUAGGGUUUGCAUUGUUACUGCAGACUAUAAUCUUGUAAAUCAGUGUUCAUCUCAUUGCAAGCAGGGCAAAGCAUGAUUAUAAGUAAAGGAAGACCACUUAAAGGUGUGUGACUAAUGCAUAUUUUUGUAGAUCUUUCCCCCCAAACUGUUUUGGUUGCACCCUCUAAUUGCCAGUGGGUAUUAUGGUAUGUUAUUAUUACAUUAAAUUGCAAUCCUUUCGUAGUAAUGCCAAUUUUUAUCUCUGCCAUGACCUUACCCCCAUACAAGUUGCUCACUGUAAAAGUGCAAAAAAAAAAAAAAUUCUCACCAAUAGUGUGAAACUAUGAUGUGUAGCACUUCACGCAAGAGGCUUAUACCCAUGUUUUAUGACAAUGUUGGACAGUAUUACAAAGUGCUUGAGAUAUAUUGUACAUUGUAUAUUCCUCAUCAGUAUGUAAAUUACAUAUUAUAUUGCACCUAAAUGCAUAAACAUGACUUUGUAUUUUGAACAUGAAUCUGCAGAAAUA